GCCGGCGGAGCCCGGUUCCGGAGGAGGGGACGCGCCGGGCCGAGCUCGCCGGGCCGCACGCCCCGCCCCUGGGAGGCCGGCCUCCCGCGCGCCCCGACAGCCCGCGGCCCCCGGAGGACCUGAGCGCUCCGGCUUCCGGCCCGCGUCCCGGGCCCAGCCGCCUCCACGGCCCGGCCCGCCUCAGGACUGGAACCCAGCACUGCCGAGAGGAGGAGGGCCAGGGACGUGGGGGCGGCCACGGCAGGAUUACCCACCAUUUUAGCCAAUCAUGGGAGAGAUUAAAAUCUCUCCUGACUAUAACUGGUUUAGAAGUACAGUUCCUCUGAAAAAGAUUAUAGUAGAUGAUGAUGACAGUAAGAUUUGGUCACUCUAUGAUGCGGGUCCUAGAAGCAUCAGGUGUCCUCUCAUCUUCCUUCCCCCUGUCAGCGGGACUGCCGAUGUGUUUUUCCGGCAGAUUUUGGCUUUGACCGGAUGGGGCUACCGGGUUAUAGCUCUGCAGUAUCCGGUGUAUUGGGACCAUCUUGAAUUUUGUGAUGGAUUCAGGAAACUUUUGGAUCAUUUACAGUUGGAUAAAGUUCAUCUCUUUGGGGCUUCUUUGGGAGGUUUUUUGGCCCAGAAAUUUGCUGAAUAUACCCACAAGUCUCCCAGAGUCCACUCCCUCAUCCUCUGCAAUGCCUUCAGUGAUACCUCCAUCUUUAACCAGACUUGGACUGCAAACAGCUUUUGGCUGAUGCCAGCAUUUAUGCUCAAAAAAAUAGUUCUUGGAAACUUCUCUUCUGGUCCAGUGGACCCUAUGAUGGCGAACGCAAUUGACUUCAUGGUGGACAGGCUGGAAAGUUUGGGCCAGAGUGAACUGGCUUCCAGACUUACCCUGAAUUGUCAAAAUUCUUAUGUGGAACCUCAUAAGAUUCGGGACAUCCCUGUGACCAUCAUGGAUGUGUUCGACCAGAGUGCACUUUCCACUGAAGCUAAGGAAGAAAUGUACAAACUGUAUCCUAAUGCCCGGAGAGCUCACCUUAAAACCGGAGGCAAUUUCCCAUACCUGUGCCGAAGUGCCGAGGUGAACCUCUAUGUGCAGAUACACCUGCUGCAGUUCCAUGGCACCAAGUACUCAGCCAUCGACCCAGCAAUGGUCAGUGCCGAGGAGCUGGAGGUACAGAAGGGCAACCUCAGCAUCACCCAGGAGGAGCAGUAGCGGUGGUCCUGGCUGUGGGAGACGAGGUGACCCAGCGUACCCCUGCACGAUCGGCCUCUGGGUGCAGCCAGCUCACGGUUCUCACUGUGUUCAGAAAGCAGGACUGACUGUCACCACAGGACAGCAGUGCCACUAAGCCAGCACAACUGUUCCCCUUAGGGGUUUUUUGGUUUGUUUGUUUGUUUGUUUGUUGUUUUUGAGCUUUGGAAUUUCAGGAAAUACUUUUGAAGCCUCCCAUUUGAAGAAUUGUAAUGACUUUGCUACCAAAAGUGAAUGUUAAUUCCUGGGAUUGAGGAUUUUGUGGAUUUUUGUCGAUCCUUUCCUUUUCUUUCUCCAUCGUUGCUUUUUCUUGCUUUCUGUGUUGUUUCCAGUAAAUACUGCACAUCAGAAUCUGUCAGAAGGACAUUGGGUACUCUCGGGCUUUCUUGGGUAUAACCAUUGUCAGUAUCACGGCUCACACCUCAUGGCUUGCUCUCCUACAAAUCAACUACUUUUAUUUUACAGUUCAGCACAUUGUUUUGAGUGUCAGCUAUUGUCUUUCUAGACCAUUACAGUCAUUUGGAAUAAAACUUCAAUUUCAA
Ochotona curzoniae (black-lipped pika) is the source of this 1776-nucleotide messenger RNA. RefSeq names its product maspardin. The transcript is spliced from 9 exons. Gene Ontology annotation, cellular component: cytosol; trans-Golgi network transport vesicle. Bases 269 to 1195 code for a protein of 308 amino acids. Gene Ontology annotation, molecular function: CD4 receptor binding. The record is from RefSeq and is a predicted model, not a curated record. Lineage: Eukaryota; Metazoa; Chordata; Mammalia; Lagomorpha; Ochotonidae.